Messenger RNA from Trichobilharzia szidati, 586 nucleotides. The record is from the annotation of a GenBank genome assembly. Lineage: Eukaryota; Metazoa; Platyhelminthes; Trematoda; Strigeidida; Schistosomatidae.
AGUAACUUUCACUGUUGUCUCAGUAUUGAAACAACAAAUAUUAUUUCUAUACGUGAUUAUAUCAAAUAAACAAAAAAUAUUCUCAAAUAUUUUUGGCAAAUAGAAUAUAUAUAUAUAUAGAAAAUCAUCUUUAUAAACAGAGGUAGUAUUUCGCAACCACUUACAUUUAUCAAUAACACAUUAUAUUCGAGAAAAUAUUCACAAAAAGAUGCUGGGAAAUUCAAAAGUCAUACUUUUCACAUUGUCUAUAAUCAUGCUGUAUGUCAGCCAAACAGCUUUAAAGGUUUAUGCCGAGCCGAUUCGUCGUUGGUAUCCAGCGGAGGGAGCACCUAGAGGAAGUUUAUACACUCCAGGUGAUAAUGCAGAAGAAUUCAUGGAUUCUUAUUCCAAUGGAAUGUUCGAUCCAACGGCUGCUAAACGAGCUGUACGACUAAUGAGACUGGGAUAAUUAGUUGGGUCGUAUGAAAUAUGAAAUAUAUUCAUAAAAGACAUAUGUUGGUUAAAAACUAACCUUUAAAUUACUCUUUUAUUUUAAAUUCUAAACGGAGCAUAUGGUUUAAUUAAUAAAUUGUUUACAAAGUGACAA